AUGCUCUUCAGAACAUCUGUCAUCCUAUCAUUUGAUCAUUUUAUAACACAGGCAGCAACAGCAUUAAAGUGGGUGAUAUCAAAGAAAACUUUCUUGAAGCAUUUAUUUUCAAUUCAAAAUGGAGUUUUAUCUGGUGUUUGUCAUAAAUCUACAUUUUCUUCUCUUCCAGAUGACCAUAAUUGCAAAGUAAAGCGUACUUUGACAUCUGAUAGCAGGACAAUGGUAUGCUACCACCCUUCUGUGGAUGUCCCAUGUGAACACACACAACCUAUCCCUAAACCAGAUCCUGUGCACAAUAAUGAAGAAGCACAUGAUCAAGUGCUAAAAACCAGAUUAGAAGAAAAAGAUAAACACCUUGAGCAAGGACCCAUGAAAGAAAAACUUAGCAAAAUGUUAUUUACUACUGAGCAUCAUUGGUAUCCUCAUGGACAGCAUCACAGAUGUCGUAAGAAUCUGAAUCCUCCAAAAGACAGAUGA
This is a messenger RNA of Sciurus carolinensis (gray squirrel), 477 nucleotides long. RefSeq names its product 39S ribosomal protein L42, mitochondrial-like. The record is from RefSeq and is a predicted model, not a curated record. The transcript has a single exon. The coding region runs from base 1 to 477 and encodes 158 amino acids. NCBI's taxonomy places the organism in Eukaryota, Metazoa, Chordata, Mammalia, Rodentia, Sciuridae. Gene Ontology annotation, cellular component: mitochondrial large ribosomal subunit.